This is a messenger RNA of Lynx canadensis (Canada lynx), 2434 nucleotides long. It is a transcript of the gene IL13RA1, whose product is annotated as interleukin 13 receptor subunit alpha 1. The transcript has 11 exons. Gene Ontology annotation, molecular function: protein binding; cytokine receptor activity. Lineage: Eukaryota; Metazoa; Chordata; Mammalia; Carnivora; Felidae. The record is from RefSeq and is a predicted model, not a curated record. The coding region runs from base 100 to 1383 and encodes 427 amino acids. Gene Ontology annotation, biological process: cytokine-mediated signaling pathway. Gene Ontology annotation, cellular component: external side of plasma membrane; membrane.
AGCCUCCAGGGCGGCGGAGCCGGGAAGUGGGAGAGGGAGCGAAGGAGGCGGAGACUGCCCGAGCCCGCAGCCCGGCCGGGCUCCGAGGAGAGGGGCUGCAUGGAGCGGCCGGCGCGGCUCUGCGGGCUGUGGGCGCUGCUGCUCUGCGCCGGCGGCGGCGGCGGCGGCGGGGGCGCCGCGCCCACCGAAACUCAGCCGCCUGUGACAAAUUUGAGCGUUUCUGUUGAAAACCUCUGCACGGUCAUCUGGACAUGGGACCCUCCUGAGGGAGCCAGCCCGAAUUGCACCUUACGGUAUUUUAGUCAUUUUGACAACAAACAGGAUAAGAAAAUUGCUCCUGAAACCCAUCGUUCAAAAGAAGUGCCCCUGAACGAGAGGAUUUGUCUGCAAGUGGGAUCCCAGUGUAGCACCAAUGAAAGUGACAAUCCUAGCAUUUUGGUGGAAAAAUGCACCCCGCCCCCUGAAGGUGAUCCUGAGUCUGCUGUGACUGAGCUCCAAUGCGUUUGGCACAACCUGAGCUACAUGAAGUGUACUUGGCUCCCUGGAAGGAACACAAGUCCCGACACCAACUAUACUCUCUACUACUGGCACAGCAGCCUGGGCAAAAUUCUUCAAUGUGAAAACAUCUAUAGAGAAGGUCAACACAUUGGUUGUUCCUUUGCUUUGACUAAUUUGAAGGAUUCCAGUUUUGAACAACACAGCGUCCAAAUAGUGGUCAAGGAUAAUGCGGGGAAAAUUAGACCAUCCUUCAAUAUAGUGCCUUUAACUUCUCAUGUGAAACCUGAUCCCCCACAUAUUAAACGGCUCUUCUUCCAAAACGGUAACUUGUACGUGCAAUGGAAGAAUCCACAGAAUUUUUAUAGCAGAUGCUUAUCUUAUCAAGUAGAAGUCAACAACAGCCAAACAGAGACGCAUGAUAUUUUCUACGUUGAAGAAGCCAAGUGUCAGAAUUCAGAAUUUGAGGGAAACCUGGAGGGUACAAUUUGCUUCAUGGUCCCCGGCAUCCUCCCCGACACUCUGAACACAGUGAGAAUCCGGGUGAGGACGAAUAAGCUGUGCUACGAGGACGACAGGCUGUGGAGCAACUGGAGCCAGGCAAUGAGCAUAGGUGAGAACACCGACCCCACGUUCUAUAUAACCAUGCUGCUCGCCACCCCGGUCAUCGUUGCGGGUGCCAUCAUAGUCCUCCUGCUUUAUCUCAAAAGGCUCAAGAUCAUUAUAUUCCCUCCAAUUCCUGAUCCUGGCAAGAUUUUUAAAGAAAUGUUUGGAGACCAGAAUGAUGACAGCCUGCACUGGAAGAAGUACGACAUCUAUGAGAAGCAAACCAAAGAAGAAACUGACUCUGUUGUGCUGAUAGAAAACCUGAAGAGAGCCUCUCAGUGAUGGGGCUAAUUUAUUUUACCCUUCGACGUGACGAUUCAUCCCAUUCUCCGUUUGUUAUCUGGGAACGUGUUAAAAGGAAAGCGAAACUACUGGGCCAUUUAAAAACAGGCAGCUCGUAAGAGCCACGGUCUUCACGUCAAGUCGUGCACUGAGAAACUAAACACAAGGGGCUCUUUGGCGAAGAGAGCGGAGUCAUUGUCGUUGAAUUAGAAAAGCAGACCUCCCUCGCGAAGGCUUCAAAGUAGGGGGCAAAGCAAACAGCGGUGAUGGCGGUAGAGUUCAUCUUAUCCAGAGUUGUGACGACUUCUGAGGGUUCUGUGCCUGCUUUGUACGCUUUGUGUCCAACCACACCGAUGCAUUUUAUGUGGGGGCGGGGGGAGGAAACUCAUUCUGGAUGCAGGCGCUAGCUAAUGCCAGACUUGAGUCACGGCGAGCAUCUAACCAAACGAACUUGAUGGAAUCUAUCACAAACGAAAUUGAUGAAACCUAUUAUCCGUUGUUCGGGAUCUCACGGCGUGUUCGUGGCUCUGUAAACCCUUAGCAGUCCGGACUCGUCAGCCCCCUGAGCAGCAGCUUGCCCCGCUUUGGAAGGCCCGGGCGUCAGUGUUGGCCACGAGCGUGGCCACUACAGCAAGAGCCUUUCAGAGCCGUGGCAGGCUUUUAAGGGCAGUGGAGGUCGAAUGCCUUAUUGGGCGUUGGGAUCUGCCCCAUGCCAUCUCUCAUGGUGUCUUGUUUCUUCUUCACCUCUGCUACUCCAGUCAAAUACUCCGCCUGUGUCCAGAUUGUGCUAGGCCCCCGGGUGGGAGGCACCACUCAAAGGGUUGACGGUCCAGUUGAGACGCCUCUCUUCUGACCCCUCUAUCUCCACCAGUCGUUUUCCAGAGCUUUCGGCUCCCCGGUUCCCGUACCCGUUUCCCCUGCCCCAUCGGGCCCCCCCCCCCCCGUUCCCGCCGUUGUGUCCUUCUGUCCCCUUUCGCUAGAAAUUAGAAUAUAAAGCUGCUCAGCACACCUAGAAGAGCAGGGAGGACUCUGCACCUCAGGUAAAGUGUGA